UUUUUUUUUUUUUUGAAUUAUGAAACGCUCGAUACGUACAAGUAUAAUCGCUGCAAUAGCUUUAAUAUUUUUUUUCUUUGCUUAUAAUGUAUUACAAACAAAUAGACUAGCAAGAACUCUAUCUAAAGAUCAAAAUGAACAAAUUAUAGAGUAUGAACCAACACAGUUUAUUGAAGUGAAUCCAGAUGAAAAGUUUAUGUCUUUUUUCCCUCAUGGUGACUUUACUGAACAACAUGAAGCUGUCAGAAAUGCACUUCGUAUAGCUGUAGAAACAAAUCGUACGUUAAUUUUACCCCAAUUAAGACUAGGUAAAAAGCACAUACCAUGGGCCCCUUUUCCUAUUCUUCAAAAAUAUUACGAAUUACAAGAUAGAGAACUUCUAAAAAGUUUAUGCGCAACAAAUGUUAAGGAUUGGAGGUUGGAGUAUCAUUCGUGUGAUGAUUUAAAUGAAUGGAUUGAAGUACCGUGGUCCACCUUUUUUGACUUGAACGUUCUUCGAAACCAGUUUAAAAUACGUAUUUAUGAACGUACAUGGGGACAUGGCUGGGGCAACAAAGAAGCAGUCUUGUCUCAUCUUGGCCCCUUUGAUGUGGUUGCUUUAGAUCCCACUAGUUUUCCUAGUAAUGGUUCUGAUUGGGACACUAGUAAACAGCAACAUGCCUUUUCAUCUAAUAAUAGAUUCUUUGAUACUAUGAGGAGUUUGCGUUCAUUAAAUGAAGUAAAGUUCAGCCUUGAGCUAAAACGACCCCUUAAAAUGCUUGUAACAUCAAGACAGCUCAAAAAUAUUAAAGAACGGUAUAUACAAUUUGGAUCAUUGGUGUAUGGACUUCGCUUUCAGACCUCUACGAAUAAAAUUCAGAGUGAAUUACGCAAGGCAUUAAGAACUAAUAUCUUUGUAACACCAAAUGAACUUCCACUUGUUGAUGAAGUAGCUAACAAAGUUGUAAGUGAGCUAGGCGGAGCACGACAGUUUAAUAUGAUUCGUUUGAAUUUGAAAAGUUUAGCCAUGAUUGAGCUUGAAAAUCAAAGAUCUUUAAAGAAAAUACAAGCUGAAAUUGAGGGUAAACCGUAUGUAGAUUUCAUGAUAAAAUCAGAUAUGACAGGCUUAGAAUUAUUGAAACAACUUGAUCAUUCGAUACAGACAGAGUUGAUGACAUCGUUAGUAAGAGAAUUACUAGGAGAUAUGCCUAUUGAUCAAGCCAUUACUGCUGCAUCGUCAGUUCGUAACUCCAUAUUAAAGCAAGUAUUAACUAUUACCGGCUUAACAGAUAGAGAAAGUUUACUAUUAGCCUGUAUUGAUUAUAAAAAGAAUGUAGAUACUAAAUUUCCUAUCUAUUUCUUAACCAAUGAUAUUUAUGAUGAUGUGGUAGCUCACCCAGAAUUAUUUGGCCCGUUAUUAAAAGUAUUCCCUUGCACAUUUUCCAAAAAGGAUAUGUAUAAUUGGGGUAUUAUUAAACCUAACUGGGCUAAAAAUGCUCUAAAAGGUAUUAAAAAUAUUAAUCAUGAAAGUAUGCUAUCUCCUAUAGUAGAAAUUCUGAUAGCGCGUAAAUCUCUUUCAUUCUUUGAAGUCCCUACUACAAAAUUAACUCGAUUAAUUUCAUGGCAUUAAAUAUAUCACAUCCUUAAUAUAUUUAUAAUCUCAUUUAGAUUAACUUAUCCCUUAAAAAUUAUAUCCCCCUUUUCUUUUCCCUUACAUUUUUUGAAGC
This is a messenger RNA of Cokeromyces recurvatus, 1706 nucleotides long. RefSeq lists its product as uncharacterized. NCBI's taxonomy places the organism in Eukaryota, Fungi, Mucoromycota, Mucoromycetes, Mucorales, Mucoraceae. Bases 20 to 1609 code for a protein of 529 amino acids. The transcript is spliced from 3 exons. The record is from RefSeq and is a predicted model, not a curated record.